AUGCAAAUGUCUAUUCUUCUCGCAUUGACACUCGUCCACAUUCCCGCCAAUGAGGCCGCAGCUGUUCGGCAGAAUUCCAUUCUCAUCGAGAGCAACUCGGUGCAGCGGGUGGUAGGCGAAACACGUCGGCUGGCCGAGUCUCGCAGUCGGGCCGUGUCGGGCCUCAAGCGAGUGUUUUUGUCCAACCGAACAGUGGCGUGCAACGAUGGCUCGCAAGCGGGAUUCUAUCUCAGGCGCUCCUCCGUCUUCUCCCGGAGAUGGAUUGUCUACCUGGAGGGCGGGAUGCACUGCUACGACCAGAAGUCCUGCCGCGACAGGUGGCUCAACGUGCGUCAUCUCAUGACAUCCACGCAGUGGUCAGAGACGAAAGAUGUCGGAGGCAUUUUGUCACCUCAUCCGGAGGAGAAUCCCUACUGGCACGACGCCAAUCACGUCCUGGUGCCCUACUGCAGCAGUGACUCCUGGAGUGGGACGAAAACCACGCCGGACACCAGAGAUGGAUGGCGUUUCAUGGGAUCUCUGAUCGUCAGACAAAUCAUAUCGGAUCUCAUUCCACUGGGAUUGGGCAAUACUCAGGGCUCUGAACUGCUCCUCGCCGGCUCGUCCGCCGGUGGUGUUGGUGUGAUGCUGAACCUGGACAAGAUUCGUCACUUUCUCGUGCAGGAAAGAGGUCUCAAGGUGACUGUGAGAGGCAUCAGCGACUCUGGAUGGUUUCUGGACAGAGAGCCCUACGUGCCAGGAGCAAUAGCGUCGACGGAUGUUGUGAAGCAAGGAUGGAAUCUGUGGAAUGGCGCGAUUCCGGAAGCUUGUCGCAAGAAGCAUCCCAGUGAACCCUGGCGCUGCUACUUCGGCCAUCGCCUGUAUCCCACCCUGAAAGCUCCUCUCUUCGUCUUUCAAUGGCUGUUCGAUGAGGAGCAGAUGAAGGCGGACAGUGUGUGGGCCCCAAAGUCGCCUCAGCAGUGGGACUACAUCCACGGCAUGGGCAACGCACUCAGAGACUCCCUGGACAAUGUGACAGCGGUGUUUGCGCCCUCCUGCAUUGGCCAUUCUGUGCUCAACAGUCGCGAUUGGCUUCACAUUCGCGUGAAUAACAUUUCGCUGUCGGAUGCGCUUCGCUGCUGGGAGCAAUCGACGGAGCGCACGCGUCGGAAGCCCAGGACAAAGGAGGAGAGGGACAGGAGGCGACAGAAGCAGGAGGAGAGAAGGCUGAAGAGGCUCCAGAAGAGACUUAAGCAGAAUGCUGCUCAGGAGAAGAAAGAGCAAGGCAAGAAUGUGAAGAAGCACAGAAAGAAUCAAGAGCACAAGAAGAACCACAAUCGCUCCACGAGAAUGCCAAAGCGAAAUCUCAACACACUCUUGAUGGCCAAGCCGGCGGGCGGAGAUGACACGGCCACUUAUGUGCAGGACGAGGCGAAUGCCACGCAGUCCAACCGGCAGCGCAAGAAGCGGAAGAACCAGAAGCGACGUCACAAUCAGCGACGCGCGCCGGACACGCAGAAGUGCUCCACGCUGCGUCUGCUGGAGCGCUGCAGCUGGCCGCAGUGCAAUCACUCCUGUCCCACGUUCACGAAUCCCGUGACGGGCAAGAAGAUGACUGACCUGGAGCUGCUGUCGUCCUUCGGCAUGGAAGUUGAGGCCGCCGCGUCGGCGCUGGGCGUGGACAUGCAGACGCUGAAGAAUAUGGAUCUCAUCACGGUGCUGACGUAGCGCGCGCCGCCCGCCGGAUGACAAUCUCACGAGGGAGUUGUGUGGAUGCUCGAUGAAUCUCAUGGCACAACUUCGGGAUACACUGAAAUUCCUGUUCAGGGUGUUCUAGUCAAUUAUUUUUGUUUUUUUAUCACGUCAAAGCUCUUACAGUAGAAAAAUGUCCUUUCCGGACUUGUGGACAACGCGGAGGAGCGAGGAAUCACUCUCCAGGCUUAAACAGUAUUCAAAACACACACACACACACACGACGGGGAGAGAAAGGACUUGAGGAUCCUUCCUGAGGAACAACAACAACGCAUGAAAUCGUAUUUUGUACAUAGAAAUCAAAUGGCACGAAAUCGUUGCUUUGGCAGAGUUUUUGGCAGUCUUUUGUGGAGUUUAAGCAGAAACUCCAACUCUGCAUUGUAUUUUUUUUUCUUAAAGGAAUUAAGAGAACUCGAAUACUUUUAGAAGAAAGAGAAAGAGAGUCAAAGUAUGUUUUGUUAAGUAAGUUAACAUUUAAUUUAUUUAUUCUAUUUGUAAGUUUAAUUUAAAUAUUUUUUUGCAAAGAAGAUUUUCCUCUUCUGGUAAAUUCUAACAAAGACUGUCCUGUUUUUUUACACACAAAAACACACACACACAAAACCCUUUUCAUUUAGUUGGUCUUUUAAGAAUGAUAAGAGGGUUAUUUUUGGACAUAAUCAUUUUUUAUCUACCUCAGGAAUAAAAGUAAUUAAUUAUUGUAAAUUUUUUAUAAUAUGAGAUUCAUUGUUCACAAUCAAUUCAGCCGGAGAAAAAAGGAGGUUAUCGUGCCCAAAAUGAACGAUAACAGCAUAAAUAGUACCUGUUUUUAGUCACUUAACUGCGCCAAUAAGGAGACAAACAGUCGCCAUUGUCUGGCGUUGCACAAGAAAAUCAGUUCAUUCCCCACAAGUUUUAUUGUCAACAGCGAAGAAUGCAAGUGGAAAUUCUCAUGCAAAAACCCCAUUGAAAUGAUUCUCUAGCUUUAGCACAUAAGAUAAUAAAUUAUUAAUUUAAUUUCACUCUUUCUUUCUACUCUUUAGUUUUGUCUCUAGAUUGUGGAAACACAACAAUUGUAUCGAUUGUAAAUAGGAGAAGAAGAAAAAAAGCAUUAAGAACUCUUCUUUUUUUUUAUUAUUCACACUUUUGUAUAGAAGGAGAGAAAAGCAAGUCUCUUGAAUAAAAGCGAUUAUUGCCUAAAA
Molecule: messenger RNA, 2909 nt
Organism: Phlebotomus argentipes
Lineage: Eukaryota; Metazoa; Arthropoda; Insecta; Diptera; Psychodidae
Gene: Notum
Product: palmitoleoyl-protein carboxylesterase NOTUM
Exons: 6
Coding region: 1-1707 (568 amino acids)
Molecular function (GO): hydrolase activity
Source: RefSeq, a predicted model, not a curated record